AAAAACCCCACAGGUGCUGCCUGCUAAACUAUAGAAAAGUAAACGCAAGAAUAAAGAACAUUGCAAAACUUAUCCUCCAAUCCACCGUCUUGAAAACCCCCGAGAAGAAGACGAAGCUCAACAAUGGCUUCCGUUAACCACUUGAAAGGCUAUGAGAAAAUAAGUCAAAGCCACCUCGAACAUCAAUACCCUCACCCAAAAACCUCCCCACGGCGUUCCUCAACCGCCGUCAUCAUCAUCGUCUCUGCUGUUCUCAUCUUCACUUUUGUCACCGCCUGGACCCUUGCUGCUUCGAAGCUGGAAGACAAAAACCCCACCGGCUCAGCUGACUCAAUCAGCACCAUCUGCAACGUGACCCGCUACCCCGAGUCGUGCUUCGCCGCUCUUUCUCCUCUCAACGCCUCCAAAAGCCCCGACCCAGAAGCCUUCCUCCACCUCUCCCUCCGAGUGUCCAUCACCCAUCUCUCGAAUCUCUCUUCCUCGUUCAGCUCCCUCAACGAUCUCCACUCUCAGCCCGCUUUGAAAGACUGCUUGACCCUGUUCGAUGACGCCAUCAAUCGACUCAACGACUCAGUCUCUGCAAUGAAAUCUCAGUUGACCAUGGAGAAGAUCAGUGAUAUCCAGACUUGGAUCAGUUCUGCUAUGACCGAUCAGGACACGUGUAAUGAUGGGCUGGAAGAGACCGGAUGGACGGCUGGUGAAGAAAUCAAAUCCCAAGCUCGAACCUUUAAAGAAUCUCUUAGUAAUAGUUUGGCCAUUGUUGCUAAUAUGCAAAAUCUUGUACAGAAAUUUGGUCUCACCAUGCACUGAAAUUGCUAAAUGGGUAAUUUUUGUUUUAAAGUUGAAAGAUUUUAUUGCAAAUCUUAUCUUCCUGCUAGUGCUCUACUGAUUGCAUACAUAGAAAAGAUGAAUUCUACUGAUUCAAUCUUGAAGGAAA
This is a messenger RNA of Hibiscus syriacus, 937 nucleotides long. RefSeq names its product pectinesterase 3-like. The transcript has a single exon. The record is from RefSeq and is a predicted model, not a curated record. Lineage: Eukaryota; Viridiplantae; Streptophyta; Magnoliopsida; Malvales; Malvaceae. Gene Ontology annotation, molecular function: enzyme inhibitor activity. The coding region runs from base 124 to 810 and encodes 228 amino acids.